CGCGUUCGAACGUGAUUGGCGUGCGUGUCUGUGUUAUCCGGAAGGAACGCCGCAUUGCCGGCGUCGUCGGUCGUCAUCUCGUAACAUCGUCGUUGUCGCACGUCAACGAUUUCGCGAUUACGCACCGCGAAACCAUACAUCACGCUAACGAACGAAAAUCCCUCGUGCCGCCGGAAGUGCGUUCCACGCUCCAUCGUGCUGUCCCGUCCCGCGCUGAUCGUCCGUCGGCUUCUCGCUGCUCUUUCUUUUUGUCGCCAUUCCUUCGCCCUUUCUUCCCCUCUGCUGACGCACGUGUACUGUGUCCGCAAGAUUUGUUGACCGUCCGUCUCACCUGUGAUCUUCGCCACCACGCUGCACCCACGCAACGCAACAUGUCCACGUUGAGCGGGUGAUGGCAGAGCGCAGAGGAUGUCACGUCGCAAGCAGAGCAACCCCAAACCGCUGAAACGGGAGGAUGAGGAGUGGAGCGACUCGGAGAAGACCCCGUCGGUGAGCAGCGGCGUGGAUGGCGGCGCCGGCGGAUCGGCAGUGUCGAGCCCGGUAGCACCGCCAGUCGAGGAAGACUCGAGUCUGCCGCCCCCUCCAAGACUCAACCCCGCGUCAUCUUCGAUCAGUGAGGAGGAUAUCAAGCUGCGCCUCAGCGUGCUUUCGGAGAAUACGAGACUGCGCCUAGUCAACCUCAACGAGGACAUCGAGGCUAGGGCCAUAAGAGACCGCCAUGCACCGUCCAGGAGCGUGCGGACGCGAGAGUCGAGUCCCAAGGACGUCGACGAGGAACAGCAUACGACGAAAGAGGAUGAGUGCCAACCGAGGCCGUCGUCCUCGUUGUCAUCCACCUCCAUCAAGAGGCGGGACUCCGUCUGCCGCAGGGACUCGGAGGACUCGAUCGUCGCGGGGGAGACCAAGAGGAUACGACUCGACGACGAGACAGCACCAAGACUGAGACUCAAUACUAGUCUGGCGACGGAUCCCGCUCUGCGACCCGCCACCGUCGCCGCCCUUACCGUGAAGCCCGAGAACACGUCGCCAUCGAAUCCGACACCGCCGCUUCCGGCCGGAUUGCAGAACGCGAUCGCAUCAGGUCGCCUGUUCGUCCUGCCGACCGACGGCAAGGAGACGAUUACGGUGGAGCCAGCUAGGCCUCCGCCGACCGCCCUGAUCUGCCCGCCGUGCGGCAUCCGGUUCAGCUCGGCAAGCACCCUCGAGGCGCAUCGCACCUUCUACUGCGCCCAUCGACCGCGCGUGGAUGAAGAUGCGGCGAACGACGAGGACGACGACGGCAGCAAGUCUGGCGGCAAGUUCGAGGUACGGAAGGCGUACGCGUGCCCGCAUUGCUCCUACAGUGCCGAUAAGAAGGUGUCUCUAAAUCGUCACAUGCGGAUGCACGCGUCAUCGCCGGCGCCGUCGACAAUACCAUCAUCGUCAUCAGCGGCGGUGGCAGUGGUGACGAACCCGAACUCCUCGACGGGCAAUCCAACAACGGCUGGUCAAACCACCGCGGCUAACGGUUCCUUGAACGAGGAGGCCGAGAGAUACUGCAGGAACUGCGACAUUCGAUUCAGCUCCUUGAAGACGUAUAGGGCGCAUAAAACGCAUUACUGCAGCACGAGGCACGUGGUGAAGGACACGUUGUCAACGCCGACGGCGACGCCGACAUCCUCAGUGAAGGCGUCGCCGCCAACCAGUUCAAGUCCUGGUGACUCGCCACCCCCUCAGCCGUGCCUGGCACUGCCCACUAACCCCAUUCUCAUCGUGCCGUAUUCGUUGUUCCGUGGUGCGAGCGUCCUCGCUGCGCCAGCACUUCCGGCUCCUGAUACAGCGUGCUUCCUUCUGCCAAACGGUUCCCUUCAGCCAAUGACGAGAGGCCUCGCUUCCACGGCCCAGAACGCUAUGGUGGAGCCGCCGGCUGUCCUGAGAGCGGCGAAUAAACCCUCGACACCGGCGUCAGUGGUCGCGGCGGCAUCGACGUCGCCAUCCGCCUCGGCGCCUCUCGAUCUCAGCGUACGCAGAUCGCCGGUGCACCAGGAUGAGAAAGAAAAUAGGAUGUCGCCGGCACCAUCAUCUCUGCCGCCGCCUCCAGGCAGUCCUAGAUCCAGAGGUAGCGGUAGCCCUAGAACGAGGUCCAUCGGUCCAAAUCAGACUGCCGCCGUUGCAGCACCCCCGCCUACGGAGCUCGCCCUGAGACUCGCUGAACUGCCGCCACCACCUGUUCCCGGGGUGCUUGUCAAGCAGGGUGUCUCCAGGUGCAAGGAAUGUAAUAUCGUGUUCUGUCGACAUGAGAACUUCGUCGCUCACAAGAAGCACUACUGCCAAGCGAGGGAGACGACGGUGAGCAACAGUUCGCCGCCUCCUGACGCGACCUCACCACCCCUGGUCCAGCUCAUCUGCGCCCAGUGUGGCAUCAAGUUCGCUUCCAUAGACAAUCUGGUCGCCCAUCAGGCAUUCUACUGUCCCAAGAGGCCCGAACCCCAAGAGCACCACACACGGUGUUCUAAAUGCAAGGCGAUAAUAGAACCCGGCAGCAGUCAUACCUGCGCCAGCGGCGCGUCCGGUGGCUGGCGGUGCCCGGUUUGUGGCGCCGUCAGUCCCACAGCCGGUGCCGCUCAGCGUCACAUGGACGCCCACCAGGGUGUCAAAGCCUUCCGGUGCACGAUUUGUCGUUACAAGGGCAACACUCUGCGCGGCAUGAGGACCCACAUUAGAAUGCACUUUGAGAAGCGUGGUACAGAUCUGCAGGAGGAGAAUUAUAUAACAUGCGUGCUCGAUGACGAGGCGACAUUACCGACGCCGGAACCUGCAGCCGCCACGACGCCAGAGGAAAUUCCCGCAGAGAUCCAAGUAAACGGCAAAACAGAAAUAAGAAAGAGCCCGCAACCGCCGCCUCUGCCACCGCCUCCGCCGUCAUUACCACCGUCGCUCACCAGCAAGGUGAAGCAGGAGCGCGAGGAUACGCCGCCGCCACCGGACGAAAGUCUGGACAGCACCAAGAGCGGGCCGCGCUACUGCCGCUCCUGCGACAUCAGCUUCAACUACCUGAGCACCUUCAUCGCUCACAAGAAGUUCUACUGCUCGAGUCACGCCGGUGAGGCGAGCAAUAACAAUAAUAACAAUAAUAAUAACAAUAACAACGCCAGCGGCCACCCGACGACGCCGCCGACCGGCAGGACCGAGGCGUCGGUGCUCUAAAUCUCCGAAGUUCCGCAGGUGUGACGACAUGUCUCCCCGUUCGUCUCUCUUC
Messenger RNA from Mycetomoellerius zeteki, 3238 nucleotides. It is a transcript of the gene ush, whose product is annotated as Zinc finger protein ush. The record is from RefSeq and is a predicted model, not a curated record. Bases 409 to 3186 code for a protein of 925 amino acids. Gene Ontology annotation, biological process: cell differentiation; positive regulation of transcription by RNA polymerase II; heart development. The transcript has 9 exons. Gene Ontology annotation, molecular function: RNA polymerase II-specific DNA-binding transcription factor binding. Lineage: Eukaryota; Metazoa; Arthropoda; Insecta; Hymenoptera; Formicidae. Gene Ontology annotation, cellular component: nucleus.